Messenger RNA from Plasmodium fragile, 2250 nucleotides. RefSeq lists its product as uncharacterized. Lineage: Eukaryota; Apicomplexa; Aconoidasida; Haemosporida; Plasmodiidae. Gene Ontology annotation, cellular component: P-body; CCR4-NOT core complex; CCR4-NOT complex. The record is from RefSeq and is a predicted model, not a curated record. Gene Ontology annotation, biological process: mRNA catabolic process; negative regulation of translation. The coding region runs from base 1 to 2250 and encodes 749 amino acids. The transcript has a single exon.
AUGGUAAGCAAUGAAGGUUUUGCGAGUGGAUACAAGGUGAAUAACGAGAACAGCGUGAAUGCUAGUGUUGAGAACACCGGGGCGAGUGGCAACAGUGCAGGAAGCGCGAGCGGCGUGAAUAGUGCUCCUGGCGUGGGCUCGCGGGGUGGCGCGUACCGACACAGUACAAAUGAGAUCAGUGCUAGUAGAGGUCCUGCGGGGAGGAACUCUACCACGAGGGGAAACCCCAAUGAGAGCGGUCCAAACGUGGGCGUCGCCAAUAUGAAUUCUGCUAACCAAAAUGGACCCCCACUCAACGGUGGAGUAUCACCCCCCAUGAACAACGUGGCGCAGGGAAUUGCGCAGGGAAGUCCGCAAGGGAAUGCUGCCGCUGCCGCUGGAGGAGGACACGCGUCCCCCCAACAUCAGGUAGCAUCAUCAUCCAGCCACCUCGCCAUUCCUCCCACUUCAAACCCGCGCAACGUAAAGAAUAAUAGUUCCGCCAGUGGUAUGAGCAGCUCAACUAGCGGUGUCGGUCCCCAUCCUCAACACAACGAGCACGUGGCGAACGAAGCGAGCAAUGGGACUGCAAACGCAAGCGCAAACACAGCAGGAAGCAGUAGUAGCGGUCACGCUAAUAACCAGACCAAUACACGUAACACACCUCCAACAGAUGACGAGGAAAAAAGAAAAGUGUAUCAACUCGUAUUUGAUUUAUGCUACUCCGAUAAAAGAGAGAGUGCAUUAAUAGAAUUGUCGAGAAAGCGAGAGACGUAUCAGGACAUAGCACCGGUUCUGUGGAAUUCAUUUGGAGCCAUAACAACAUUACUUCAAGAAAUAGUUUCAAUAUAUCCUCAACUAUCACCUCCACUACUAACCACUUCAUCUUCUAAUCGAGUUUGUAAUUCACUAGCCCUUCUCCAAUGUGUUGCAUCGCACCCAGAGACCAAGCAACAUUUCCUGAAUGCACACAUCCCUUUAUUCCUGUAUCCAUUUUUAAAUGCAGAGAGUAAAAAUAGACCCUUUGAAUAUUUACGUCUAACUUCACUAGGUGUAAUAGGUGCAUUAGUUAAGGUCGACAACCCCGACGUAAUUAAUUUUUUAUUACAAACAGAAAUUAUACCCCUGUGUCUACGCAUUAUGGAAACGGGAAGUGAACUCUCCAAAACAGUAGCUACUUUCAUCGUGCAAAAAAUUCUUAUUGAUGAACUGGGACUGAAUUAUAUAUGUGCUACUCCGGUGAGAUUCUAUGCUGUGUCGACUGUCCUUUCUAAUAUGGUUAAUGCUUUAAUAGAACACCCUUCCUCAAGAUUGCUUAAGCACAUUGUCAGGUGCUACUUAAGGCUGUCUGAAAAUCCUAAGGCAUUAAAAGCACUUAGGGAAUGCCUUCCAGAAUCGCUGAGACAUGUGCACAAGGCUUUUAUUCCAUGUCUUAAGGAAGACCCUUACACAAAGAAGUGGUUGCUGCAACUACUUUAUAAUAUUAACAGCGAGGAUGUCUUGCAUGGCAACAACCAUGUGGGGAAUCACAUUGGAUCACAUGUAGCUGGACAGGUGGGGACUACUCCAGGGGCAGGAGCCCUUCCUAUGCAUACAAGAGAACACGCUGGUCCUCAUACUAGUGGCCAUGUCGGAGGGUAUGUUGCCCCUACCCACGCAGGAGCACAUAGCGGUGUGAGCGGGGGACUCCCGGGGGCGAGACAAAGUUUGCACGGUCCAGGCGGUUCGAAGGGCACCUAUGCUGGGGUCACCAUUCCGACAAACAUGAGUGAAGGUUCUUCCGCGGGAGGGGUCAGCGGAGGACACGGCAGUGGUGGUCAUGUUGGUGGGGCACAUCCAAGUGGAGGCCCCGUCUCCUCCUCCUCCACCACCAGCAACUCCCUUAAGGAUAAGGCCAACAUGGGCAAUUCGAGCAAUGCAAAUGUUGGUAGCAAGCCUGGCACGGCCAAGGCGAUGGCAAACGCUAGCGCUGUUCCGAGUAGUGCGGAAGCGAGUGUACCGGGUAAUGAUGCCCCGAGCAGCAAUGCCACGAACAACGCCGCAAAUGGAGCAAAUGGAGAAAAUAGCUCGAAUAGCGCGAGUGGUGCGGCCGGCGCGACGAACAACGCCAGCAACAGUAACGGGACGGAAGGCCAAGAUGCACAGGAGGCAAGUAGCGGUGAAGGUGCGAACAGCGCAGGAAAGGCUGGCGGCAAUGCAAAGACAGGCAGCAGCGCAAAGGCAGGUAGCAAUGCAGGCAGUGUUAACAACGGAAGUAAUGCAGCCAGUUGA